UAGGUUUUCGGGCUAGUCAGUCAUUUUUUGCCGCUGUCUGAUUGGCUGAGGGGCGGGUCAUUCAAUUGAAUGAGUAGCGGAAGUAGAUUCGGACGCUGGUGCUCAUUUUGACAGGAGUGAACGCACAAUUCAGUGUGGAGAGGAAUCAAGCUGCCUAAGGACUGAAAUGGUGGACUCUCAGUAUUACCUCCCAAAUGACAUCGGGAUCUCUGCUCUGGAUUGCCGGGAGGCUUUCAGGCUGCUGUCUCCCAAAGAGCAACUGUAUGCACACUACCUCUCUCGGGCAUCCUGGUACGGUGGCCUGGCCGUGCUGAUCCAGACGUCUCCAGAGUCUGCCAACAUCUACGUACUGCUGCAAAAAUUGUUUCGCGCACAGGCGCCACUGCAGCUGAAGGCAGCGGCUACUGCAGCUGGACUGAGCGCAGAGGAAUAUCAGGCCUUCCUUGUAUAUGCUGCUGGGAUUUAUGCAAAUAUGGGGAAUUACAAGUCGUUUGGGGACACCAAAUUCAUCCCCAACCUACCAAAGGAGAAGUUCAAGGCUCUGGUGUGGGAGAGUCUGGCGUUUCAGGAGAGCCCCGGUGACAUAGAGGCGCUGUGGGGCUCCUGCUCUGAGCCCCUCUACUCCCUAGAAGACAAGAAGAAACAGCUCGGUCUGGGUGAGAAGGGGAUCACGACUUACUUCUCAGGGAACUGCUGCUUAGAAGAUGCAGAGUUUGCCCAGAAAUUUCUGGACUCCAAGAAACUGAGUGCCUACAACACCCGUCUGUUCAAGACUGAAAUAGAUGGCAAGCGGUGCUAUGAGGUGCGUUUGGCAUCUGCUGAGAAGGCGGACUGCUGUGAUGCUGAGAAGGACGGUGAAAAUUUUUGUGGCAGAUAUGAAUUUGAGGAUGCUGUGUUCUCUGUUAAGAGGGGCGAUUAUUCCUUCCUUAUGGAGAAAGUGUGUCAGAACUUGGAGAAAGCCAAGGCUCAUGCAGCCAAUGAGAACCAGAAGAAGAUGCUGGAAGAGUAUAUCCGCAGUUUCACCUAUGGCUCAGUGGAAGCCCACAAAGAAGGGUCCCGUUAUUGGAUCAAAGACAAAGGACCUAUUGUGGAGAGUUACAUUGGAUUUAUUGAGAGCUACAGAGAUCCAUUUGGCUCAAGGGGUGAAUUUGAAGGUUUUGUUGCUGUGGUGAACAAGGCCAUGAGCGCUCGCUUUGCUCAGUUGGUGAGCUCAGCCGAGGUCUUGCUUCCAGAGCUGCCUUGGCCUCCAGCCUUUGAGAAGGACCGCUUCCUCAAGCCAGACUUCACCUCUCUGGAUGUGCUUACCUUUGCCGGCAGCGGCAUUCCUGCAGGAAUCAACAUUCCAAACUAUGACGACAUCAGACAGACAGAAGGUUUCAAGAAUGUGUCCCUUGGGAAUGUGCUGGCUGUUGCGUAUGCCACGCAGAAAGACAAGCUCACCUUUCUUGAGGAGAAUGACAAGGAUCUGUACAUCAAAUGGAAAGGUCCCUCUUUUGAGGUGCAGGUUGGACUCCACGAGCUGCUGGGUCAUGGCAGCGGGAAGCUCUUUGUUCAGGAUGACAAGGGAAAAUUCAACUUUGAUCAAACCGCUGUUUGUAAUCCAGAAACGGGGGAACUGAUCUCGAGCUGGUACAAGGGCAGCGAGACAUGGGACAGCAAGUUCUCCACCAUCGCCUCGUCCUAUGAGGAGUGUCGAGCUGAGUGUGUAGGUCUGUACCUAUGUCUCAACAAACAGGUGCUCAGUAUUUUCGGGCAUGAAGGGGAGGAUGCAGAGGAGGUGGUGUAUGUAAACUGGCUGACCAUGGUGCGUGCCGGCCUGCUGGGACUGGAGUUUUACACACCAGAGAGCAAGAGCUGGAGACAGGCUCACAUGCAGGCCCGGUUUGUGAUUUUGCGGGUUCUGCUGGAGGCUGGAGAAGGACUGGUUGGUCUGAAGGAGUGCACAGGGACAGAUGGACGACCAGAUGCUGUCAUAACACUCGACCGCAGCAAGAUCAACACAGUGGGCAAGAGCGCCAUCCAGAGGUUCCUCUGUAAACUGCAGGUACAUAAGUCCACAGCCGAUGUAGAGGGAGGAAGGGCUCUGUAUGAAGGCUACUCUGCUGUGACUGCUGAUGGCACCCACGAUUUCCUGCGCCUCAGAGAGACGGUUCUGCUCCGUAAGGAAGCUCGUAAGAUGUUUGUCCAAGCUAAUACCUACAUCAAAGGUUUGUGUUCAGCCUCCUUCCUUCAGCCAUACACUGAAAAUUACCAUUUUUGGUCAGAGACACACAGCUACAUAUAUACAAAAGAAGAACAAUGUGUUGCUGUUUGUUUUGUAGAUGAUGCUGUGGAGCUGGUUGAGUAUGAAGGCAGUGCUGAAGGGCUCGUCCAGUCCUUCGUCGAACGCUUCCCUGAUGAUGGCGAGGAGGUAGAGGCCCAGCUUCUGGAAAUGACCCUCACGGAUUCCACCUGCUGGUGCUGAGAGGACACAGUGCCGUGGAAGACAUCGUCUCAGACGAGUAUUAGACCACACUGAGUCACAGCAACUUUCGGAACGGAACAAAAGGCUCCAAAGAGCACAAGGAAGGGACUGGUAAUGAUUAUAAAACCAUUCACAUGUUGGAGGAAGGAAGAACCACACUUAAACACAGGAACAUAACAACAAGUGCUUUACCUUCCCAUUGUUUUUUCUUUCUAUUUUGUCUGUUCAUUUCUAAACAAAGGCAACGUUGAUUAGAGUUUUAAAUAGAAAUUUCUGUUCCAGUUUCGAAUCCGACCGCAGCCCACGCUUCCCACAUAGGCAUGUGAAAGUGCUGACAAGAGUGAACUUGCUGUGUGAGGGUGGGACUUAUGUAAUCACAACACGUAACACACAUUCUCAAAUUACUUUAAAAUGGAAACAACUUCAGAUCAUAUUUAGUGUUCUAGAGUUCAUAUGCUGAUUCACUGAUAUCUAGGAGAAAUGGUAGCAUUCAUUCUUAAGAAUGUAAAUUUCAUUGAUUUACAAGAUUUUCAGUUCCUCAAAGUGUUCAGUGUGGACUGUGAAAACCAACAGUUCCUACCAAAUAAAAUCAAUUAUUUCCGAA
Molecule: messenger RNA, 3068 nt
Organism: Ctenopharyngodon idella (grass carp)
Lineage: Eukaryota; Metazoa; Chordata; Actinopteri; Cypriniformes; Xenocyprididae
Gene: dpp3
Product: dipeptidyl-peptidase 3
Exons: 17
Coding region: 167-2464 (765 amino acids)
Biological process (GO): proteolysis
Cellular component (GO): cytoplasm
Molecular function (GO): dipeptidyl-peptidase activity; metalloexopeptidase activity
Source: RefSeq, a predicted model, not a curated record